UUUAAGCGCUGCUACCGCUUCUUCUGGCACUUUCUAAUUUUCAAUCUCCAAAAAACACAGAGAAACCCUAACUCACUCACCCAUCUUCAUUCGAUUCACUGAUCUCGCCAUACGCCUCCAUUUUCACUCUUUUUCUUCUACGGCCAUGCAAUCUCCGGUUUUCGUUCUCAAGGAUUCAGUCAAUCGUGAAUCUGGAACUAAGGUUCAUCAUGCAAACAUCCAAGCCUCUAAGGCCGUGGCUGAUAUUAUCCGCACAACCUUGGGCCCAAGGUCCAUGCUAAAGAUGCUUCUUGAUGCUUCAGGAGGAAUUGUUGUCACUAAUGAUGGGAAUGCCAUUUUGCGAGAAUUGGAUAUUGCUCACCCAGCUGCAAAGUCCAUGAUUGAACUUAGUCGCACACAGGAUGAGGAAGUUGGUGAUGGAACUACAUCCGUCAUUGUUCUUGCUGGUGAGAUGCUUCAUGUUUCGGAAGCGUUCAUUGACAAGAAGUAUCAUCCUACAGUUAUUUGCCGAGCUUACAACAAGGCUCUUGAAGAUGCUCUUGCUGUGUUGGAAAAGAUCUCCAUGUCGAUUGAUGUGAAUGAUCGUUCAAUGAUGCUGGGUUUGGUAAAGAGCUGUAUCGGCACAAAAUUUACCAGCCAAUUUGGGGAUCUAAUUGCUGAUCUAGCACUUGAAGCAACAACCACAGUUGGUGUUGAUCUAGGCCAGGGAAUAAAAGAAGUGGAUAUCAAAAAAUACAUUAAAGUUGAAAAAAUUCCUGGUGGUCAGUUGGAGGAUUCUAAGGUCCUCAAAGGUGUUAUGUUCAACAAAGAUGUAGUCGUCCCAGGUAAAAUGAAAAGGAAAAUCAUAAACCCCCGUAUCAUCUUACUAGAUUGCCCUCUGGAGUACAAAAAGGGGGAGAAUCAAACAAAUGCAGAGUUGGUCAGAGAAGAGGAUUGGGCCGUACUGUUAAAAAUGGAAGAAGAGUACAUAGAAAACCUCUGUGUACAAAUACUUAAGUUCAAGCCUGAUUUGGUAAUCACUGAGAAGGGGCUUAGUGACUUGGCAUGCCAUUAUUUCAGCAAAGCUGGUGUCAGUGCUAUUAGGAGAUUAAGGAAAACAGAUAAUAAUAGGAUUGCCAAGGCAUGUGGAGCCGUUAUUGUUAAUAGGCCCGAUGAACUUCAAGAGUCGGAUGUUGGGACUGGAGCUGGGCUAUUUGAGGUUAAAAAGAUUGGUGACGAGUUCUUUGCAUACAUUGUCGACUGCAAAGACCCCAAAGCCUGCACAGUUCUGCUUCGAGGUGCUAGCAAGGAUCUUCUAAAUGAAGUUGAGCGAAACUUGCAGGAUGCAAUGUCGGUUGCUAGAAACAUCCUGAAGCAUCCAAAACUUGUUCCUGGUGGUGGUGCAACUGAGCUGACAGUUUCUGCUACUUUGAAGCAGAAGAGUUCAUCGAUUGAAGGCAUUGAAAAGUGGCCAUAUGAAGCUGCAGGUGUAGCAUUCGAGGCUAUAGCACGAACAUUGGCCCAGAACUGUGGUGUCAAUGUUAUUCGGACAAUGACUGCUCUUCAGGGCAAGCAUGCAAAUGGUGAAAAUGCCUGGAUAGGGAUUGACGGGAAUACAGGUGAAAUUGCUGAUAUGAAAGAAUUAAAGAUUUGGGAUGCUUAUAACGUGAAGGCACAAACCUUCAAAACGGCCAUUGAGGCUGCUUGUAUGCUUCUUAGAAUUGACGAUAUUGUCAGUGGAAUAAAAAAGAGGCAGGCUCCUGGGUCCAGCCAACCAUCUAAACCCACUAUUGAGACAGAAGGGGAUGCUGAUAAUGAGCAGAUGAUUCCUGAGUGAAAAAAAUGAUCCCCAUUAAAAGUUGUUUUAGCUUUGUGGGCACGUUUUUCACUUGGAUCAUUAGCAAUCUUUUGUAUUAUGGCUAUCCAAAAUUUUGUUCAUUAUUUUGCGCUAGGGGGUGCUGUACUUUUCUUCUUUUUUCUUUUGACCGCUUGAAUCUCGGUGUUUGCAUUUCAUUUGUACUGUUUGACAAUUGACAUUGUAUAUUAGGUUAGUGCUAGCAAUUUGUAUUCCAUAUUACGUGGGUUUCAAUGUUCUGAAACAAUGAUAAUGCAAACGCAUGUAUGCGGUUUCUUUU
This is a messenger RNA of Erigeron canadensis, 2114 nucleotides long. Its product is annotated as T-complex protein 1 subunit gamma. Gene Ontology annotation, molecular function: ATP-dependent protein folding chaperone; ATP hydrolysis activity; ATP binding. Gene Ontology annotation, cellular component: chaperonin-containing T-complex. Gene Ontology annotation, biological process: protein folding. The coding region runs from base 146 to 1816 and encodes 556 amino acids. The record is from RefSeq and is a predicted model, not a curated record. The transcript is spliced from 13 exons. Lineage: Eukaryota; Viridiplantae; Streptophyta; Magnoliopsida; Asterales; Asteraceae.